This is a messenger RNA of Knipowitschia caucasica, 2406 nucleotides long. Lineage: Eukaryota; Metazoa; Chordata; Actinopteri; Gobiiformes; Gobiidae. The record is from the annotation of a GenBank genome assembly.
AUGGCGGACACAGGGAGCCUGGAGUGUGUAACGGAGCACGAACGCAUUUUACAGGAGAUCGAGAGCACGGAGACGGCCUGCGUGGGCCCCACGCUGCGGUCCAUUUACGAUGAUCAGCCCAAUGCCCACAAGCGUUUUAUGGAAAAGCUGGAUGCCCGGAUUCGAAACCACGACCGGGAGAUUGAAAAGAUGUGCAACUUCCACCACCAGGGUUUUGUGGACGCCAUCACAGAGCUGCUCAAAGUCCGCGCUGAUGCAGAGAAACUACUGGGUCAAGUCAGAGACACCAACCGCAGACUGCAGGAAGCCGGAAGAGAGGUGACCGUUCAGACGGAAGAUGUGAUUCGUUGUCGUAUUCAGCAAAGAAACAUGGCCACAACUGUGGAGAAAAUGCAGCUCUGUAUUCCAGUUCUGGAAAUGUACAGUAAACUGAAGGAGCAGCUGGAGGUCAAAAGAUAUUAUGCAGCGUUGAAGACCAUGGAGCAGCUGGAGAAAGUCUACAUUCCCAGAGUGAGUCAAUAUAGAUUCUGCCAAAUCAUGGCUGAAAAUCUGCCGCGGCUCCGAGAGGAGAUCAAGGAGAUCUCCAUGUCGGACCUGAAGGACUUUCUGGAGAGCAUCAGAAAACACUCGGACAAAGUGGGAGAGACGGCCAUGAGACAAGCCCAACAGCACAGAACGUUCAACAGUGCAGUGGCCAAACAGAGCAGCACUGGACACUACACUCAGCCUUCAUACUCUCUGACUCACAACGGACAGAUGGAUGAGGAGAUGGAGGAAGACGAAGAGAUCUUGACGGCUCAGGAGCUGGUGGACUUCUCUCCUGUUUACAGGUGUCUACACAUUUACACUGUGCUGGGAGACAGAGAAACAUUUGAAAACUACUACAGGAAGCAAAGGAAGAAACAAGCGCGGCUCGUCCUACAGCCUCACGCCAAUAUGCAUGAAACAGUGGAAGGCUACAGGAGAUAUUUCAAUCAGAUUGUUGGAUUCUUUGUGGUGGAGGAUCAUGUCCUGAAUGCGACCCGAGGCCUGGUGACCAAAGCUUUCACUGAUGAGCUGUGGAACAUGGCUUUGGCCAAGAUCAUUGCUGUGCUGCGCACCCACUCUUCGUACUGUGACGACCCAGACCUGGUUUUGGAGCUGAAGAAUCUCAUAGUGAUUUUUGCCGACACGCUCCAGGGAUAUGGAUUUCCAGUCACCCGCAUGUUCGAUCUGCUGUUUGAGGUCCGAGACCAGUACAAUGAGACGUUGUUGAAGAAGUGGGCUCUGGUCUUCCGAGAAAUCUUUGAACUGGACAAUUACAGCCCUAUCCCGGUGGAGACGGAGGAGGAAUACAAGUCCGUCAUCAGCCGCUUUCCCUUCCAUGACCCCGAGGUGGAGAAGCAGGACUUUCCAAAGAAGCUCCCGAUGUCCCAAUCAGUGCCUCAAAUCUACUCCCAAGUCAAAGAGUUUAUCUAUGCCAGUCUUAAAUUCUCAGAGUCCCUUCACCGGAGCUCAACUGAGAUCGAUGACAUGUUAAGAAAAUCCACAAAUCUACUCCUGACUAGAAUUCUGAGCAGCUGUCUGCAGAACCUGAUUAAGAAGCCCCACAUAGGUCUGACCGAGCUGGUGCAGAUCAUCAUCAACAGCACUCACCUGGAGCAGGCCUGCAGGUACUUAGAGGAGUUCAUCACCAACAUCACCAACGUGUCGCCAGAAACGGUCCACACCACGCGGCUCUACGGCCUGUCCACCUUCAAGGACGCUCGUCACGCGGCUGAAGGAGAGAUCUACACGAAGCUGAACCAAAAGAUCGACGAGUUCAUCCAGCUGGCAGACUACGACUGGGGCAUGGCUGAGUCCGAGGGCCGGGCCUCUGGGUACCUCAUGGACCUCAUCAACUUCCUACGCUCCACAUUUCAAGUGUUCACUCACCUUCCGAAUAACAACAAUGACCAUGCGUCCAUGUCGGGCAAAGUGGCUCAGACGGCCUGUAUGUCGGCCUGUAAGCACCUCUCCACCUCCCUCAUGCAAAUGCUGCUGGACUCAGAGCUCAAGCAGGUCAGCAUGGGCGCCGUGCAGCAGUUCAACCUGGACGUCAUUCAGUGUGAACUGUUUGCAAGCUCCGAACCGGUUCCCGGGUUUCAAGGAGACACUCUGCAGCUGGCUUUCAUCGACUUGAGACAGCUCCUGGACCUCUUCAUGGUGUGGGACUGGUCCACGUACCUGGCGGACUAUGGGCAGCCCAACUCCAAAUACCUGCGUGUGAAUCCCGCCACAGCCCUGGCUCUGCUGGAGAAGAUGAAAGACACCAGUAAGAAAAACAACAUGUUCUCCCAGUUCCGAAAGAACGACCGGGACAAGCAGAAGCUGAUCGAGACGGUGGUGAAACAGCUGCGCAGCCUGGUCAACGGCAUGUCCUCCUGA